CGUAGCACCGAGUUUCAUGAAAAAUCCAAGGCUUCACACCACUAUUUAAUACUAUACGUCUAUGAUGGGUACAAUCAUAAUGAGCAAAAUUCCACUAAUUCACACCACAUCUAUAAAUUGAAAUCUGCUUUUUGUCAACCUCUUAUUAAUCCUAUGUCCAUGUUGGCAAUAUAAAUACCCAGCACCACACUUUGUCUGUUAGAGAGAGAAAGAAAAAGAGGUAGCUAUGGGAAACGCUAUGGCGAGGAGUAAAAGAGCUAAGGUGAUGAAGAUAGACGGAGAGACCUUCAAGCUGAAGACACCGGCUGUAGCCAACGACGUCGUUAAGGACUAUCCCGGUCACGUUCUACUUGAUUCUGAGUCGGUGAAAAAGUUUGGGCUUCGGGCCAAGCCACUUGAGGCCCACUAUGAGCUGAAGCCCAACAAAGUUUACUUCCUUGUUGAGUUACCCAAGCCUCAGCAACAAGCUGAGAAGAAGCCACCACUUCCUCGGAGGGCGCGAUCCAGUGGCAUCAUACGUGGCAUGAACGCUCAGGAGAGGCUCGAUUUCUUGAUGCUCUCUAAACGCUCCGUUUCGGACCUUGCACUCGUUAAGAAUUCCCCUCCCGUUAUUGGUGGGCCAGGCCCAAAUAAUGGUGGGCCCAUGAGGGUCAAGAUGAGGCUCCCUAGGGCCCAAUUAGAUAUGUUGAUGGAGGAGAGUGGCGACGGCGGCGAGGUGGCGGAGAAGAUCAUGAGCUUGUAUAUAGGGAACAAUGCUGCUGCUGGCGGAGGAGGAGGAGAGGCGGCGGAGGCCGAGGGUGGGGUGGCUGGCGGCAAUAGAGAGGUCAACUAUCAUCAUCAUAAGGCUCGAGGGAAACGAGUGAGUUUCAGACCAGUGGAACAAGGAGAAAUUCGUGUGGAGGCAGCAGCCCCUCCUUCCUCAUAGUCAUUCAUGUGGAAGCAAUCCUAGCAAGAUAGCCACAACCACAACCUUUUAACUCUCUUUUUGAAGCUAGUUAAUUUUUGUAAUAUAAUCUGUAGACUCUCGUAGUCUGGUAUGUAUAUUGAAAUAGACAUAGACAUGUCUAUAAAUUCAUACAUUUUUAGUGCUCAGAUAAGAUUAAGCAGAUACAAAUGUUAUCUCAAAUUAUUUUUUCCCCCCUUAAGAAAAUAGGUUCAUAUGUCACUGUGGACAUAAAACUAUAAAGAUGAGACAUUCAACAAGGAGCAAUUGGUGUCUAGCAUGACCACUCAAAUCAAUCAACUUUUGAAAUGUGUAAUAGCAUCCAUCACAAUUCACAGACAUGAAGUAUUUCAAAUGUCAAA
Messenger RNA from Arachis ipaensis, 1305 nucleotides. RefSeq lists its product as uncharacterized. NCBI's taxonomy places the organism in Eukaryota, Viridiplantae, Streptophyta, Magnoliopsida, Fabales, Fabaceae. The record is from RefSeq and is a predicted model, not a curated record.